GCGUUUUUCCGGAGCAGCAGACAAAAAUGGCAGAUCGAGGAUACAGUUUUUCCCUCACAACAUUUAGCCCCUCUGGCAAACUGGUGCAGAUUGAAUAUGCCUUGGCCGCUGUCGCAGCCGGUGCCCCGUCUGUAGGAAUCAAAGCAUCAAAUGGAGUAGUGUUGGCGACUGAGAAGAAACAGAAGUCCAUACUGUAUGAUGAACAGAGCGUACACAAAAUUGAACCAAUAACCAAACACAUAGGCAUGGUGUACAGUGGAAUGGGUCCUGACUACAGGGUGUUGGUCAGAAGAGCAAGGAAGCUGGCACAGCAGUAUUACCUGGUAUACCAAGAGCCAAUCCCCACAGGCCAGCUGGUACAGAGAGUGGCUUCUGUUAUGCAAGAAUACACGCAGUCAGGAGGUGUGCGGCCCUUUGGAGUGUCUCUUCUGAUUGCUGGUUGGGAUGAAGACAGACCAUACUUAUUUCAGUCAGACCCAUCGGGAGCUUAUUUUGCCUGGAAAGCUACAGCAAUGGGAAAGAACUAUGUCAAUGGAAAAACAUUCCUUGAGAAAAGAUAUAAUAAAGAUCUGGAACUUGAAGAUGCUAUACACACUGCCAUCUUAACUUUAAAGGAGAGUUUCGAAGGUCAGAUGACUGAGGACAACAUAGAGGUGGGCAUCUGUAAUGAAGCAGGAUUUCGCAGACUCUCGCCUGCUGAAGUGAAGGAUUACCUGGCAGCGAUUUCAUAAAAAUCAUAGCACCACAACUGCUUACAUAGUUU
Xyrauchen texanus (razorback sucker) is the source of this 763-nucleotide messenger RNA. RefSeq names its product proteasome subunit alpha type-2-like. The transcript has 8 exons. The record is from RefSeq and is a predicted model, not a curated record. Lineage: Eukaryota; Metazoa; Chordata; Actinopteri; Cypriniformes; Catostomidae. Gene Ontology annotation, biological process: ubiquitin-dependent protein catabolic process. Bases 27 to 731 code for a protein of 234 amino acids. Gene Ontology annotation, cellular component: proteasome core complex, alpha-subunit complex; proteasome core complex.